UCGAAAGUGUUCAGUGGGGAUAUGCUAUUCAUCGAGCUAAUUCUUGUCUGCUCGCUGGCAGCAGCUGCACUGCUCGACGCCGAUAAAAGGUUGAAGCGCCGCAAGUCCUUGUCCUGGUGGCAGGAGCAAUACUACCAUUCGAAAUGGCGCCAGAGAUUCCGCUUCACCACAACUGCCGUGCCGGGGGCCACGCCCGAAUGGAGGGAGGUGCGAAUGGUGUAUCCCUGCUACUGCUACAAGCCGCCGCAGAAGGGCGAGGCCACAACCGAAGCCUACGAGCGUUAUAUGGUGGAGCGUGAAGAUUUGUUUAUAUUGAAUAAAUAGCUACACCCAAGUUCUACUCCA
Molecule: messenger RNA, 345 nt
Organism: Drosophila guanche
Lineage: Eukaryota; Metazoa; Arthropoda; Insecta; Diptera; Drosophilidae
Exons: 2
Coding region: 22-324 (100 amino acids)
Source: RefSeq, a predicted model, not a curated record